AUGCAACAUGAAGCCAGCAGCAAGCUACUGUCGAGACCAGCAGCAGCUAUCGAGCUCAGCUCAUUUUGCUUGUUUCUUGCUGUUCUGCUUGUUAUCCUUUUGCUCGAUCACCUUUGCUUCUGUCUUGUUACUUUGUUUGCUGUAAAUGCUGCCAUUGUUCCAACAAUAAUUGAGUUGCAGAACUUGAAGCUUCUUCAGCUUAUGCUCAACAGCUUCACUGGUAAAAUUCCAAACGCUGAAGCAUCUUUGCCUCGCCUUCAAGUCCUUCAACUUUGGUCCAACCAACUAUCUGGUGAAAUCCCAAAUUAUCUUGGAACACAAAGUGAUCUCACGAUUUUAGACCUUUCAAUGAACAACCUGAGUGGAAAAAUACCCGAUGAACUUUGCCAUUCAGGCCAUCUAGUUACACUGGGUCUUUUCUCAAAUUCUCUUCAAGGGCAAAUACCGAGGAGUCUAAAUACUUGCAAGAGUUUAGAGGCUAUUCACCUUAGGAAAAACAGUUCGGGAAACGAUGAAGGAAUUGUAGAAUUGGACAUGUUUUCAAACCUUCCAAAUCUUAGAUUCCUUGAUCUUUCAUAUAAUGGUGUAUCAGUGAGCAGUAGCAUCAAUUCCAGCUAUACUUGGCCUAAUCUUCAGUAUUUGUCCUUGGCUUCUUGUAGCCUGAACGAAUUCCCCAGAUUCCUAAAGGGCUCAAAACAUUUAAUGAGUUUAGACCUUUCUGACAACAAGAUCCAUGGCCAGAAUCCCAAGUGGAUACUGAACAAAGGGCUGGAUACUUUGAGCUAUUUGAAUCUUUCUCACAACUUCCUAACACACAUAGAGCGACUUCCGUGGGAAAAUGAAAACACUUGA
Messenger RNA from Gossypium raimondii (Peruvian cotton), 852 nucleotides. RefSeq names its product leucine-rich repeat receptor-like serine/threonine-protein kinase SKM1. The transcript has 2 exons. Gene Ontology annotation, molecular function: protein binding. Bases 1 to 852 code for a protein of 283 amino acids. Lineage: Eukaryota; Viridiplantae; Streptophyta; Magnoliopsida; Malvales; Malvaceae. The record is from RefSeq and is a predicted model, not a curated record.